Messenger RNA from Jaminaea rosea, 3807 nucleotides. RefSeq names its product CBF-domain-containing protein. The transcript is spliced from 2 exons. Bases 76 to 3720 code for a protein of 1214 amino acids. The record is from RefSeq and is a predicted model, not a curated record. Gene Ontology annotation, cellular component: nucleus. Lineage: Eukaryota; Fungi; Basidiomycota; Exobasidiomycetes; Microstromatales.
GUCGAAUUGUUGGUGCCCAUCCGUCCGCAUCAUCAAUCGAUCGAUCGUACAGGGGUCAUCACGCCAAUCACGACGAUGGCGAGAGAUUUCAGACCAAAAGACAAGAAGCAAGGCGGUGGAACGAAAGACAAGGCGUCCAGGCCUCAGGCUAACGGCCAUGCGCAACAGCAGCCUCGCGACUUUAGACCAAAAGCUGCGAAGCCCAGCGGUCAACAGACUCGUUUCGGCGACGACGAGGAGCGUAGCAGCAGCAGCGCAAUUGCUAGUGGAGAGGUAGCCCCGAGCGCACACUCAAGUGAUGGAGACGAUGGCGAAGAGGGAACAGAAGAGGAGCUGCGUGAAGCAAUCGCAGCUCUAGGAGGGGAAGAGGGAGAUUUGGAUCUCAUUUCGUCAAAGGCUCUCAAGGCCACUAAGGGCAAAGGAAAGCAGGACGAUGGCAGUGAGGCUGGCCUUGGCGAUGAGCUCAAGGCGUUCAUGAAGGGCCUCAACCUUCCCACCGACGUCGUACCCCAGCCCGCUCCUGGCCCAUCAAAGAGCCCUGCGAAGGAGGUCGGUGGCCCCGCGAAGAAGAUGGAUGAUGAUGCUGCUGCUGCUCUCCAGGAGCCCACACCGACGGACGCUGCUCGCGCCUCGCGAGCAGCAGAUAAGGAGAGAACAAAGCAGGAGAAGAAGGAGGAGCGCCGCAGAAUGGCAGAGGCGCAAAAGGCAGCAGCAGAUGAGAACAAGCGCAAGGCAUCCAAGGUCGAGGAAAUCGCAAAAAAGGCAAAGGAGACGGCAGCAAAGAAGAAGGUUGAACAGAAGAGCAAUGCUGUGGUCGAGGCAGCCAAGGCCUCUAGCAAGCCGACUGUCAAGGAGGCAACCUCGCAGCUUCUCAUCACGCCAGCUCCUCAAUGGAUGGGCACCGACGUUGAGGCUCUUGGGCCUUCCUCGUCUUCAGCAUCGUCUUCGGCCCUGUCACACGACAGGGUCGUUUCUCUACUCGCCGAAGGCAAUGCCGUACUCAGCGCCGAGAACGCCACGUAUCACUCACUCCUCAACUCCGGGUCUCACAGCAUGACGGCUGCUCUCGGCGGCCUCACGCCCAGCGAUGCUAAGUUCAUCUCGUCCCUCCUCGGCGAUACAUCCUCUAUUUCUGGCAGCGCUGGAGGCGGUGGUACACUUUCGGAUCGAAUCGCCGCUCAUGCCUUGCUACUGGGCUCAUCGGCGCUUCACAAUUUGCGCUCGCUCGAUGCCCUUGUCACCAUGGCAGGCAAGAAGAGCCGAGAGGAGAGCGGUCGCGCUACACGCGCUCUGGCAGACUGGUUUGCGGGUGCGGGGCUGGGUAGCUCAGGACGCAAGCUGCGCUACUUCCGCGACCAGCCCGAGCUCGCUGCCACAGCUGCGGCGCCCAGCUCGCGUGGAAAGCAGCAACGUCUCUGUCUCUUUGCCUUCGAGGACCGUCUCAAGAAGACGUAUUUCUCCUUCCUACAGACCCUUGAGAACCAGUCGCACGACCCGCUGCCAUUCGUGCGUCAGCAGGCCGUCAGCCAGACAUUCAUUCUUUUGCGCGAGAAAAGCGAGCAGGAGCAGAAUUUGAUGAGACUGCUGGUCAACAAGUUGGGCGAUGGAGAGAAGUCAGUGGCGAGCAAGGCCACGAACAAUCUCCUGGAGCUUCUCAACGUUCAUCCGAACAUGAAGGCCAUUGUCACUCGCGAGGUGGGCGAACUCAUCCGCAAGCCCACUCGAUCGUCCACACGCGCAGACAAGGAGACAACAAAGAAGCACCACAACCACGCCAAGUACUACGGUGUGCUAGCGCUCAACCAAAUCAUGCUCACUCGGCAGGACACAGAGGUGGCCAACAGCCUCAUUCAGCUCUACUUUGAGCUCUUUGAGGAGGCACUCAAUGACGAGGCGGCACGACCAGAUGCUGACAAGGCGGAUGGCGAGGAAGGGGACCAGGCCAGCGGCAAGAAGAAGAAGGAUCGUUGGCGUGACAAGAAAGGAAAGAAGGGCGGCAAAGGCAACAACAGUCAGAAUCCGGACCACGCUGCUGCUGCUGUGGCCGAGACCGAAGGCAAGAUGAUGGCAGCCAUCCUUACAGGUGUCCGUCGAGCCUUUCCCUUUGCCCAGCUGGAGACGAACGUCUUCGACAAGCAUCUGGACACCCUCUUCCGCAUCACCCACUCCUCCUCCUUCAACAUUGCUGUGCAAGCACUCCAGCUCAUCUACGUCGUUGCCACCUCUUCUUCUACCUCCUCCACGAGCCUUAGUGAUCGAUUCCACUCAAGCCUAUACUCCUCCAUGCUCGACCCGAGGCUUGCCCAGACGAGCAAGACGGCCAUGUACCUCAAUCUAUGCUUCAAGGCUAUGCGGGACGACGUGGAUGAGGAUCGCCGAGCGGCAGAGGUUAAGCGCCUCGUGCAGGUCUUGGCGCACAUGGACGUCGAGUUCGUGUGCGGUGCACUGUUCCUCAUUGGAGAGCUGAUACGUGCUCAGCCGCGCCUGAGGGGCAUGCUUACGGAUCCGGAGGAUGACGACGAGGAGGUGGUCCGCGACCAGCCUGAGGACGCCGAGGACGACGAAGAGGCAGACCAUUCCAAGUCACAAACAGCAUCGGCGCGCCCAGCCACAGCUUACGAUCCUCGCAAGCGCGACCCCCGUUUCGCACGUGCGCGCCCUACCUGCCUCUGGGAAGUGCGUCCCCUCCUGUCGCAUCACCAUCCCACUGUCAGACUCCUCACCACGCAACUCAUCCAAGGCCAAACCCUCACUACCACUCCCGACUUGACCCUCUACUCUUUGUCCCACUUCCUCGACCGUUUCGUCUACCGAAACGCGAAGAAGGCUGGCUCUGGCGCUCAAAAGGGUGCUUCAGGCAUGCAACCCGCAAUCGCUGCGGCUGGAUCUGGGGAGGACGGUGUGAGGAAGGUGAAGGGCUGGAGCGGUGUCGGGGCUGCGGAUGAAGUGAACACGGAGAAGUUCAGAAAGAAGAAGGCCGAGGAUGUGCCUGUGGAUUCGCUGUUCUUCCAUCACUUCUUCAACUUGAAGGAGAAGAGAGACGCGGCGCAGGGAAAGAAGAAGGGCAAGGGGCGUGGAGAUGAGAUGGACAGCGAUGGCGGCGAGGCCGGGGACGAGGACGUCGACGACGACGAAGUCAGCAGCGACGCGGGCAGUGCGAUCAACAUGCUGGACGAUGAAGAGGCGGAGGACGAAGAUGUGGCAAGCGACGCUGAUUCGGAUGCUUCAGACGACUCGGAGGAGCGCGAGAUCUGGGCAGCGAUGAAGCGUACUAUGCCGGCAGAGGACGGAGAUGCGGAGCUCAUGGACGACAGUGGAGAUGAGGAUGAGGAUGACGAGGAUCUUGCGGAGCUGGACUACACCGACAGCGAGGAGGAGGCAGAAGAGGGCGAGGAAGCAGACGCUGGCAAAGCUGGCAAGGAGGACGAUGUCUCGUCCGACGAGGAGGGCAUGUUCGACGAGGAUGAGGACGACUUGCUUCCCUUCGCCGAUUUCGAGGACGGGGAAGACAGUAGCGGCGAGGACGAAGGCGCUGCGGCGACAACAACAAACGUUGCAGGCAAGAAGAGAGGCCGCGACGAUGGCGAAGACGAAGAGAGCAAGCCCAAGUCGAAGAGCCAGCAACGCCGCGCCGAGCGCAAGAAGCGCAAGGCUAUGCCGACUUUCGCUAGUGCAGAGGAUUAUGCGCACUUGCUUGGGGGAGGAGACGAUGAGGAGUAGAAUGUCUGAACUUUGUCAUGUCCUUUCGAAGGCAAUCCCGUGUUGGUCCUCUAUGUUGGUCCUCUAUGAUUGAUCAGACUAGGCUUG